AUGUCAGCUGAAAUAAAUACACAAAAAGAUAAUACUACUAUUAUUAAGCUAAAACCUUCUAAUGAUGAUUCAAUUUGUAAUGUAAAUCAAAAAAAAGAAAAAAAUUCAUUUGAUGAAUGUAGAUUUAAAAGUAUCCAUCCAAUACGAAAGGCACCUGAAUAUUCUGUAAAAGAAUUAUGUCAAAUAAAUUCGUCACUUUUUGUUGCCCUAGGAUUCUUUCCCCCAUUUAUUGGUGCUUUUUCUUCAAUUUUAAUGGCAUUAGUUUUUCACUAUGAUCUCAUUAGUAAUUAUAAUUGGCAAUGUGGGAGAGCAAGAUUUCCUUCAAUAUCAAGAAUAAUCAAUUUACCUUUAGAACGUAUUCCAUGGCAAAUGUUUGUUUUGUUUCAUGUACCAUUUAGAGUGAUAGAAUUAUGUGUUGGAAAUGUUAGAUAUAAACGAUUAAUGUCAACACAUUGUACAUGGCCGAAAUUUUAUAAUUUUAGUAGAAUAUGUUAUACAACAUUUGGAUUUCUUGAGGUCAUUUUUUUAGUUUUUCUUAGUGUAAUUGGUGAAAGAGAAAAUAUUGGUGUUCAUGUAAUAUUCUUUUAUCUUAUGGGUUUUUGUGGGUUUGUAUUUUAUAUUGCAAAUAUAAUAUGUCAUUCACAAUCACUUUGGUAUUUAAAUCCAUAUGGUAGAAUAAGUUAUUAUAUUAAAAUAAUAACAACAUGUCUUUAUUUCAUAUCAAUGCCAAUUUUAUUUACAGCUUUUUAUCUUUAUUGGAAAAAAUGUAUAACAGUUAUGUAUGAUGUCUUUGCACUUACAGAAUAUACAGACUUUUUACUAAAUAUUAUAUAUCAUUGCUGUGCCUUUCUAGAUAUACGACAUAAAGUUAUAUUUAGCAUCCGAAAUGUCAAACCGGCUGAUAAACUUUUGUAA
This is a messenger RNA of Strongyloides ratti, 915 nucleotides long. Its product is annotated as Frag1/DRAM/Sfk1 family-containing protein. The record is from RefSeq and is a predicted model, not a curated record. Lineage: Eukaryota; Metazoa; Nematoda; Chromadorea; Rhabditida; Strongyloididae. The transcript is spliced from 4 exons. The coding region runs from base 1 to 915 and encodes 304 amino acids. Gene Ontology annotation, biological process: GPI anchor biosynthetic process. Gene Ontology annotation, cellular component: endoplasmic reticulum membrane; Golgi membrane.